GCACUCUUACAAAUGCAGAAGCCGCAAUGCCAGAGACAAGGCGCGCAUAUCGACGGACACUCGCAUGCAAAGUGCAUCCCACACAAACGGGUACCCACACAGCCUGCCCGCGUGUAGUGAAGAGCAUCUUCACCUUCCUGCGCUCCAGCGUAAUGGUGACGACGCAGAGCCGGAGGGAGUGGGCUGAGUGGUUUUCUGAGGGAUGCACGUGUUCAGCGACAUAUUCUAUGCAUGGCUGGGGCGGUGAGGAGAGCAGUGCAUUGACUGGAAGGCGGAAAGGAGGAGCAGCGCUUCAUCACGGGAGUAAGGAGAGCGAGCGCGUGCAGGAGGGAGUGUGAAGGGGACAGACGUAGAGCAGAGGAGAGGAGGAAGGAUGCCGCAUACCGCCAGCUCCACACAGCCACAUCUGUGGGUGAGGAUGAGCAGCCACUGCCUGUAUCGCGCUCCCGUCUGCCAAGAUCGGCCACAGGAGGUCAAGUUCUGCUUGAAGACUGGGCGAGAGGAGCUUGGGAGAGCUGCUGGAGGUGAUGGGGAGCAGGCCGGCUGUCCCCGUGCUAAUGGCAAGGCACCUACAGGCUGGGUUAGGUUGGGGAACCGGAGUAGGAGCUCGCCCCCUAUCCACAGGGCCCGGCAGUGCAGCCCAUACGCCAGGCUACAGCCAGAACAACAACCUGAGAGGAAUGGCACAUUCCAAACAAUGCCUUCGUCAGGGGCUGCAGGGAUCCCCUCCCUUUCCUCUUCUCCGUUCUCCUCUUCCUGCUGCGCCCCAGGACAUCAUAGGCCACCAACACCGAUGUCGGACUUGCCUCGAAACAUGAGGCGGGCUCACUGGAUGAGCUGCAGUACCUCCAGCAUUUCCUUCCCCUCCAUUCUGGAUGGUCGCUUCAGGCAGCUGCAAGACGAGCGAGAGGUAGUCCAGAAGAAGACCUUUACAAAAUGGGUGAAUUCAAUCCUUUCACGAGUAAACUGCCGGAUCUCAGACUUGUACCACGAUCUGCGGGAUGGGCGCAUGCUGAUCAAGCUUCUGGAAGUUCUCUCCGGGGAGUAUCUGCCGAAGCCAACGAAGGGCCGCAUGCGGAUCCACUGCCUGGAGAACGUGGACAAAGCGCUGCAGUUCCUCAAGGAGCAGAGGGUGCACCUGGAGAACAUGGGCUCCCACGACAUCGUCGACGGCAACCACCGUCUCAUCCUGGGCCUCAUCUGGACCAUUAUCCUGCGUUUCCAGAUUCAGGACAUCGUAGUGCAGGCAGAUCACAAGGAAACACGCUCAGCAAAGGAUGCUCUGUUGCUGUGGUGCCAGAUGAAGACAGCAGGAUACCCUAAUGUCAACAUCACCAACUUCACAACCAGCUGGAAAGAUGGGAUGGCAUUUAAUGCCCUAAUUCACAAACACAGGCCAGACGUAGUGGACUAUCCCAAACUCAAGGUUUCCAACCCCAUUCACAAUCUGCAGCAGGCCUUCAAUGUGGCUGAGCAGAAACUGGGAAUAACUAAACUUCUCGACCCAGAAGAUGUAUUUACUGAGAAUCCUGACGAAAAGUCCAUCAUUACCUAUGUUGUGGCUUUCUACCAUUAUUUCUCCAAGAUGAAAGCACUGGCAGUAGAAGGGAAGAGGGCAGGGAAGGUGCUUGACAGUGCAAUUGAGACAGAGAAAAUGAUUCACAAAUAUGAAAGUCUAACAUCUGAUCUUCUGACAUGGAUUGAGCAAACUAUAAUUGUUCUGAACAACCGCAAGCUUGCCAACUCUUUGACUGGUGUCCAACAGCAGCUGCAAGCAUUCAAUUCAUAUCGCACAGUGGAAAAACCCCCGAAGUUCCAGGAGAAGGGCAACCUGGAGGUACUACUGUUCACCAUCCAGAGUCGCAUGAGGGCAAACAACCAGAGAGUGUACACACCACGAGAAGGAGCACUGGUGGCUGACAUUAACAGGGCAUGGGAACGUUUGGAGCGAGCCGAGAAUGAACGGGAACGGGUCCUGAGGGAAGAACUUAUCCGGCAGGAGAAACUGGAGCAGAUGGCAAGGCGUUUUGACAGGAAGGCAGCCAUGAGGGAGACUUGGCUAAUUGAGAACCAGCGUCUAGUGUCACAGGACAACUUUGGGUAUGACCUGCCUGCUGUGGAGGCAGCAAAGAAGAAGCACGACGCAAUUGAGACCGACAUCAAAGCGUAUCAGGAGCGUGUGCAGGGGCUGGUGGCCAUGUCCCAAGCUCUGGAGUCUGCCGGCUACCACGAUACCAAGCGCAUUGAUGCACGCAAGGACAAUAUCCUGCGGCUCUGGGACUAUCUGCAGGAGCUUCUUAUUGCUAGGCGAGGACGUCUAGAGAAGAAUCUCACCUUACAGAAGAUAUUUCAGGAGAUGCUCCACGUCAUUAGUUGGAUGGAUGAAGUAAAGACUCGCCUCCUCUCGCCAGAUUUCGGUAAGCAUUUGCUCGAAGUGGAGGACCUUCUGCAGAAGCACGCGCUUGUGGAAGCUGAUAUUGCCAUGCAGGCUGAGAGAGUGAGUUCUGCCAGUGCGGCAGCACUCAAGUUUGCCAACGGAGACAGCUACAAGCCAUGCGACCCACAGGUAAUCCGAGACCGGGUACAACAUUUGGAAUUGUGCUAUCAAGAACUUUGUGCUCUUGCGGCCCAGCGCAAAGCCCGUCUACAUCAAUCCAGACGUCUGUGGAACUUCUUUUGGGAAACGGCGGAGCUCGAGAGUUGGAUCAAAGAGAAGGAGCAUAUCUUCUCUUCGAUGGAUUAUGGCAAGGAUCUAACAGGUGUGCUGGUGCUCCAGAAUAAACAUAAUGCCUUUGAGGAUGAACUGGGAGCGAGACGUGCCCACCUGCAGCAGGUCAUGGAUGAAGGAGACAAGAUGGUCCAGGCUAGACACUUUGGGACACCUGGAAUCCAACAACGUAUGGCUGACGUGCACAGACAAUGGCAACAGCUAGAAGAUUUGGCUGCAUUCCGGAAAAGAAACCUGCAGGACACACAGAAAUUCUUCCAGAUCCAAGGUGACGCAGAUGACCUCAAGACGUGCCUGCUAGAUGGUCGGAGGCAAAUGAUGAGUAGCGAUCUAGGUCACGAUGAAUAUACCACCCAGAGGCUGUUUCGGAAACACCGAAGCCUACAGGAUGAGUUGACAAAGAAUGCCGCUACUAUCGAUACACUUUUUAAGCAGGCUAACAGCCUUCCAGAGGAACUACGCAACACACCAGAUAUCCAGAGACGACUGACGGAUAUCCGGGACCUGUACAUGGAGCUCCUUUCACUGUCCGAUCUACGCAAGAAAAAGCUGGAAGACGCCAUGGCUCUGUACACCAUCUUCAGUGAGUCAGAUGCUUGUGAGCUUUGGAUGAGUCAGAAGGAGACAUGGCUGGUGGGACUGGAGACCCCAGAGAAGCUGGAAGAUCUUGAAGUUGUGCAAAACAGAUUGAGUAUCCUUGCUCAAGAGAUGGGCAAUGUCCAGUCACGCGUAGAUGGUGUGAAUAAUGCUGCCCAGCAGUUGGAAGAUAGCAGACACCCCAGCAUGAAGGAGGUCAAGGAAUGCCAGGCACAUCUCAACAAUAGGUGGGAUGCCUUCAAAGCAAUGGUAGAGGACAAGAAACAGAGAGUGGACUCUGCUCUCAGCCUUCACAACUAUGGACUAGAAUGUGACGAGACAAAAGCCUGGAUCAAAGACAAGACACGUGUCAUUGAGUCCACACAGGACCUUGGCAAUGACCUUGCUGCAGUGAUGACCAUCCAAAGGAAGCUGUAUGGGAUGGAAAGGGACUUAGCAGCCAUUGAGGACAAGCUUGUCUUCCUGCAGGGUGAAGCCAGCUUGCUAGCCAAGGACCACCCUGAGAAUGCAGAUGACAUUUUCGGCAGACUGCAGACAUUGGGCCAAGCUUGGGAUGAGCUGAAGGCUACACUGAAGGGCCGGGAAGAGUCCCUGGGUGAAGUUAGCAAACUGCAGACCUUCCUGCAGGAUCUGGACGACUUCCAGUCUUGGCUGUUUAAGACUCAGAAGGCAAUAGCGUCAGACGAGAUGCCAACCACGCUUCCAGAGGCGGAGCAGCUGUUGGAUUUACACGCAGCUGCACAAACUGAUAUGUACAAUCAUGAGGAAGACUACCACCGUUUGAAAGACACGGGGAUAACAGUGACACAGGAUAAGACAGAUCCACAAUAUCAGCAGCUGGAGCAGAGGCUGAAGGGCUUGGAUACUGGCUGGGGGGAACUACAUAAAAUAUGGGACAGUCGCAAGAACUUUCUGGAACAGGGCUUGGGCUUUCAGCAGUUUAUGAGGGAUGCCAAGCAGUCUGAGGCCAUCCUUAACAAUCAGGAGUACACGCUGGCCCACGCGGAGCAUCCAGACACCCUUGAUGGAGCAGAGCAAGUUCUUCGAAAGCAUGAGGACUUUGUUACCACGAUGGAUGCAAACAGAGAAAAGAUCUUGAACACUUUGGAAGGUGGACAGAAAUUAGUGGAGAGUGGCAACCUCUAUUCCGAGAGAAUCAAAAACAAGAUGGAAUCUAUUGAGGACAGAUACAACACAAACCAGGGGAAGGCUAGGGAGGUGUCCCAGAAGCUGAAGGACAAUCGUGAUCUUCAGCACUUUCUGCAGAACACUCAGGAUCUCACGCUGUGGAUAAACGAGAAGAUGCUGACCGCUCAGGAUGCCUCGUACGACGAAGCGAGGAACCUCCACAGCAAAUGGCAGAAACACCAGGCCUUUAUGGCGGAACUGGCGUCCAACAAGGACUGGUUAAACAAAAUCGAUCAGGAGGGACACGAACUGAUGCAGGCGAAGCCAGAAUUUGAGCCUGUGGUGAAGGAACGUCUCUUAAAACUGCACAAGCUAUGGAACGAACUGGAAUCCACUACGCAGGAAAAGGCCCGUCUCCUUUUUGACGCCAAUCGAUCCGAGCUUUUCGACCAGAGCCUAUCUGACCUUAAGAACUGGCUGACAGUCCUACAACAGCAGCUGCAGGCCGAUGAGGACGUUAAGGAUCUGAUCAGUGCCAACAUCUUGCUCAAGAAGCAUCAGAUGACAGAGAACCAGAUUAGGGACAGAGGACGUGAGCUGGAGGAGCUACAGGAGGCAGUGCAGAGCAUGAGGGAGGAUCGUCCCGGGAUGGAGGUGGAGCUGCAGACCCUGCAGCAGCAGUUCCAGCAUGUUCUCACCCCACUGGCAGAGCGGCGAGGGAAGCUGGAAGCUUCCAUGGCUGUCCAUCAGUUCUUCCGGGACUUAGCUGAUGAGAUCCUAUGGGUGGAAGAGAGGUUGCCGCUAGCAACAUCAGAAGAACAUGGAAACAAUCUCCAGUCAGUCCAGAUGCUUCUCAAGAAAAACCAGACCUUACAGAAGGAGAUCGAUGGCCACCAACCACGGAUUGACGAGAUCCUGGAACGUGGUUCUCGCAUGAGGGCAGCAGAGAGCCCCAAGCCUGUGAGGAUUGAGGAGCAAAUGAAGGAGCUGCAGGACAUGUGGACACGACUGCAGGAGGAGACCAGCAAACGCAGAGACCGGCUGAACGCCUCCAAGCUGGCCCAGCAAUACUAUAACGACGCGGAUGAAGCAGAGGCCUGGACUGGAGAGCAGGAGCUCUAUAUGAUUGCUGAUGAGAUGGCUAAGGAUGAGCAGAAUGCAGCGUUAUUGUUGAAGAGGCAUUCGACCCUGAAGCAGAACGUGGACGAAUAUGCAGAGUCCAUCCAGCAGCUUGCUGACCGAGCCCAGAAGAUGUUGGCUGAGGAUCAUCCUGAUGGGGAGGCUAUUAUUCGACGGCAAGGUCAAGUGGAUAAGCAGUAUGCCAGUCUAAAGGACUUAGCCGAAGAACGGAAGAAAAAACUAGACCACACUUGUCACCACUUCCAGUUGUGUCGUGAGGUGGAGGACCUGGAGCAAUGGAUUGCAGAGCGUGAUGUCGUGGCAUCGUCGCAGGAGAUGGGCCAGGAUUUAGACCACGUCACGAUCUUGCGUGAUAAGUUCCGGGAAUUUGCUCGCGAAACUGGGACUCAUGGCCAGGAGCGAGUGGAUGCUUUCAAUCAGAUCAUCGAUGUGCUGAUUGAAGCCGGUCACAGCGAAGCGGCUACCAUGGCUGAAUGGAAGGACAGUAUCAAUGAGAGCUGGGCGGACUUGCUGGAACUCAUCGACACCCGUGCUCAGCUUCUCACUGCCUCGUAUGACCUGCUGAAGUACUUCUACGAUGGAAAGGAACUUGUGGCCCAGAUCCGAGAGAAGCAAACUCAGCUGCCUGAUGACGUGGGUGAGGAUUUCAGCAAGGCUGAGUCCUUCCAUCGCAUGCACGCUGCCUUCGAGAGGGAUAUCAGUACCCUGGGAAAGCAGGUCCAGCAAUUCCAGGAGACAGCGACCCGGCUACGUGCCCAGUAUGCAGGAGAACAGGCCACCGCCAUCCAGACCACAGAGCGUGAGGUGGUGGAAGCCUGGAAGACCCUGCUUGAUGCCUGUGACGGGCGGCGGUCCCACCUGGUGGACACGGCGGACAAGUUCCGUUUCUUCACUACGGUGAGGGACCUGCUGGCCUGGAUGGAGAGCAUCAUCCAGCAGAUUGAGACGCAAGAGAAACCCCGGGAUGUCUCCUCAGUGGAGCUAUUGAUGAAAUACCACCAGGGAAUCCGCUCAGAGAUCGACACCAGAAACCCCAAAUAUAAUGCCUGUGUGGAGCUGGGACGUUCCCUCCUGGUGCGGCAGCAUCGCGACUCCGCUGAGAUCAGAGAUAAACUGGAUCAGCUACUAGAAAAGAAUAAAGAGAUGAUGACAAAGUGGGAUGAGAGAUGGGACUGGCUCAGACUCUUGCUGGAAGUGUGCCAGUUUGCACGAGAUGCCUCCGUGGCAGAGGCUUGGUUGAUUGCACAGGAGCCACAUGUAGUGAGUAAGGAGGUUGGCCAGACUGUUGACGAAGUGGAGAAGUUGUUGAAGAGACAUGAGGCCUUUGAAAAGUCCUCCGCCACGUGGGAGGAGCGUUUCGCCGCACUGGAACGCCUCACCACGCUGGAACUGCUGGAGCUAAGAAAGCAGCAGCUAGACAUGCAGAGUCAGCUGCAGGACAGCAGGAGAGAAGAUACAGGGUUUGUGGAGGAGUCCUCCCCAAUGGAUACUGUGGAGGAGCCAUCUCUGUUUGCCCCAGUAGAACCCAGUCCUAGCCAGCGGGAGGGAUCUGCUGAGGACACGACGGCAGCAGUGGUGUUGGAGGUCGACGAGAGCAGCCCUGGAGAAGAGCUUCAGAAGCUGACCAAGGAGACCAAGGAGGCGGCCACCCUCCCCGCAGGAGCACCGAAAGGCCAGGCCGUGAUUUUGGAGGGGACCCUGGGCCGCAAGCAUGAACUGGAGGCGACUGGAAAGAAAGCUUCCAACAGGUCCUGGAACAACUUACACUGCGUGCUGAAGCCGGGACAGUUGUCCGUCUACAAGGACGUUAAGAGCUUUGGUGUUGGUGUCACCUACCAUGGGGAAGAACCCCUGACUCUCAGCAAUGCCAUUUGCGAGGUUCUGACCAGUUACAAGAAGAAGAAGCUGGUGUUCAAGCUGCGUUUAGCAGAUGGGAGUGAGUAUCUGUUUCAGUGUAAAGAUGAGGAAGAUCUCCUGAGCUGGACCCAGGCAAUCGAAGGAGCAGUGAUGCCUCAGGAGGAGGACGAGGACGCAGGGCCAUCAGAUGCGCUGACAGGCAGCCUGCCGCUUCCGUCUUCCUCCACACUCCAGGAACCCAGCUCUGACAAAAAAGACAAGGAGAAGAGAUUUCGCCUUUUCGCCAAAAAGAAAUGAGACAAGGGAUGUUCAUACGAUGGCUUGGUCACCCAAGAUGAUCUGGAUAAUGUUCAUACGAUGGCCUGGUCACCCAAGAUGAUCUGGAUAUCUGGGCAGCAAAAGACAAAAAGCUGUUUAUCACCAGGUCAUUCAUUCUGUCCCCACCUUUAUUCAUGGUAACAAUUAUAAAGCUUUAAGAAAACAAAAAUGGCAUUAAUUGGGAAUGAAUAGCACACUAUUCUUGUCUGCACUGAGGUAUGCCUGAUGCUGUGGUACACCUGAUAUGUCUUUUUUAAUUACAUGCAGUAAUUUACUUUGUAACCAAAAAAAUAUAUAUUAUUAACCAAAGAAUGUUUAUAGAUUUUUUUUUGUUUUUUUUUUUUUGCUUCUGUUCUAUUUUGGCAUGCUUCAAGUUGUUUAUAAUAUGUGUUAGAAACUUAGGACAUUUUGUUUUGUUUAUUUUCCUUCUUCAUAUAAAGCAGGGUUCUUCAACUCUGGACCUCGAUUCCAAAUCCAGGCCUUGUUUUCAGUUCCCCGCAGGUAGUUGUUUAAUAAUUACUGAUUCUGAUUGGUCAGAGGCUUCACACCUGACUGACAGGUAAAGGAAGGCUGGAAAACCAGCAGUGCUCGGACCUCGAGGACCGUGAGUUGAAUAACCCUGAUAUAAAGAAAUGGUUGUGAAUUAUAAUACUGUGCAGCUGGCAUCAGAAUAUUUUAUUACAGCCUGGGAGCUGGCUGAGAUUUAGUUUUGUAUAUGCUGGUUUUAAUUGGAUGGUAUAGUUUUGCUGAUGGAGAGUUGACCCUGAAGCUGUAUAGUACUGUAUACUGCAGCCAUAAACAUGCAGGGUGAUGGCUCUAUGCAGGUGGCUGGGCUAUUCACACUACCAAAACUGAGAAUCACACUGUGAUACUGAGAUGAUGCUGUUUUAAAAUUGCAUCAUGAAAGAUACCAAAUAAUGCCAUAAAUUAAAUUACUAAAACCAAAUAAGUAUUUCGACAGCAAUUGAAAUAAAUCCAUAACUGGAUCAUCCUUUUUUAAAGACAUUAAAUACAGCACUCCUAUUUUUGGGGAAAAAAAUAUGUAUGCUUUGUCAAAUAUGGUGCUAUUUUUGACGCUAAAAAAGUCAAAAACCUGUUUCCAGAGUGACAUCUCUUUGGUUCUCGGUUGACUCUUUGCUUCAAAGCACCCAUCCACCCAAUCCCCCUCCCACCCAGCCAGCCAGACCUCUCUGUUAACCCGUAUCCCAGAGAAAUCAAACAGUAUGCAAAGCAAUCUGGAUGUGAGGGUAACCUUGUAAAAAAGCUGUAAAAGGAAGGGAUGGAUGGAUGUGACACUUUGUACAUCUAGUAUUUAUUUUCCAAAAUGUGAUUUUAAUGCUUGCACACUUAAAUAUUGUUUCUAUGCUGAGAGAAACCAUGCAGUGCAAAUUCGCUUUUAGUCAGACUGAAAUAUAUACAUAUAUAUAAGGAAAUGGAUUUUUAUUAGUUUUGUUGUAUUUAUAAUUAUUUGCAAACUAAAGUAUAGCUGAUUUAUUUUUCAGUUGUAUAGGGCAGUUGUGUCCACCGGGUGUUCCCAUUUCAUCACUAUGGUCGCCUUACUUCACUGUCACAAAAUGCUAUCGCCACCAAUGUCUUUAAGCACAGUCAAGCCUUUAGAUUUUCUUUGGCAUGCAUAAGGAUGAGUACAUUUUUGAUGCCUUCAGCCAUUUUAUUUGCAUAUCUUUUCUUUGCGUAAGCUAAUGAUAUUUUUAUUAGUAUUUUAUACUCCAUAGCUAGAAACAGACACUGGUCUGGCAUUUUGAGAACUGAUCCUGAAACAGAAACAAUAAAACAAGCACUUGGGAGUAA
This is a messenger RNA of Paramormyrops kingsleyae, 9577 nucleotides long. RefSeq names its product spectrin, beta, erythrocytic (gene sptb). Gene Ontology annotation, cellular component: spectrin. The record is from RefSeq and is a predicted model, not a curated record. Lineage: Eukaryota; Metazoa; Chordata; Actinopteri; Osteoglossiformes; Mormyridae. Gene Ontology annotation, molecular function: actin binding; phospholipid binding; structural constituent of cytoskeleton.